Clupea harengus (Atlantic herring) is the source of this 1853-nucleotide messenger RNA. Its product is annotated as target of Myb protein 1-like. Gene Ontology annotation, molecular function: clathrin binding; phosphatidylinositol binding; ubiquitin binding. Bases 239 to 1795 code for a protein of 518 amino acids. Gene Ontology annotation, cellular component: endosome; membrane. The record is from RefSeq and is a predicted model, not a curated record. The transcript has 16 exons. NCBI's taxonomy places the organism in Eukaryota, Metazoa, Chordata, Actinopteri, Clupeiformes, Clupeidae. Gene Ontology annotation, biological process: signal transduction.
CAUUCCAGGCAAGUUGCUUGCGAGUGUUUUGGACUAAUUCUCUUGUAUAUGCUGCCAGGUCUUCUUAUCAUAAAUAAAUUACCUUAUCGGGCUAUUUCCUGGCCCACAUGCUACUUUCACGUGAUCGCGCGUCCACAGUUCAGUCAGUGUUUUUUGCGCGCUGCCCAGCGAUAGAACGGAAAUCGAAGGAGUAGGUGGUAGCAUCAAAGGGAUAACUUUGGCUGGACCAUUACAGAAAAUGGAUUUUCUCGUCGGUAGCCCAUUCUCUUCUCCCGUCGGACAACGAAUUCAACGAGCCACCAGCCCCACUCUGCAGUCUGAAGACUGGGGCCUCAACAUCGAGAUCUGUGACAUCAUCAACGAGACAGAGGAUGGACCCAAAGAUGCUAUGAAGGCCAUCAAGAAGAGAGUGGUGGGGAACAAGAACUUCCGAGAGGUCAUGCUGGCGCUUACUGUGCUGGAGACGUGUGUGAAGAACUGUGGCCACAGAUUCCAUGUCCAUGUAUGCACAAGGGAGUUUACGGAGGGAGUGCUGGUCCGAACCAUCCUCCCCAAAAACAACCCGCCUGCAGUGUUACAUGACCGGGUGCUGAGCCUCAUUCAGUCAUGGGCUGAUGCUUUCCGGAACGCUCCGUCCCUGUCCGGGGUGGUGUGCGUGUAUGACGACCUGCGACGGAGAGGCCUGGAGUUCCCCAUGACUGACCUUGACGCUCUGUCUCCCAUCCACACUCCACAAAGGAGCGCUCCAGACAAUGGAACAUCCCCUCCAUCAGCAGAACCAUCAGUUCCACCCCAGGCGCAGACCCCCGCACCUUCUCCAGCUCCCUCCCAGAAUCCCCAGCCCCCACCGACAGAUGGACCCGUCUCCUUAUCCCCAGACCAGAGGCAGAAGCUGCAGUCAGACCUGGACCUGGUGAAGGGCAACCUGACGGUGAUGACGGAGAUGCUGAACCAGAGCAACACGGCAGAGUGUACCGCCUCAGACAGGGAACUGCUGCAGCAGUUGAACGGCGUGUGUAAAGGUAUGCAGCAGAGGGUAGUGGAGCUGAUCCCUCGACUGCUGGACGAGGCCCUGAUUGGUGAGCUGCUGGUUAUCAACGAUGACCUGAACAAUGCCUUCAUCCGCUACGACAGGUUUGAGAGGUGCAGUGCACCGAAAAAGACCACCGCAACCCCAAAAGAAGCAUACCAAAAUCUCAUAGACCUCAGCCCCGUGUCCCCGCCCUCUUAUUCGUCAGUCGACAACCCACCUGUCAGACAGCCAGCCGCCGAGGCUUCGUCCAAUCAGAUGUCUCGUCCUGUUCCAGUGGAGGAAGACGAGUUUGACAUGUUUGCUAACACCAGGGGCAGCUCUCUGGCAGAGCAGAGGAAGAGCGUGCGGUAUGAGGACCCUCGGGCUGUGGAGGGCUUGGCUGAAGCACUGGACACUCGACUGCAAGUCACGGGCGCGGAUUCAUAUGAUUCAUAUGACCAGACUCCACAUUUGUCUGUGAAGGAUGAUGACGAAUGGACUCAGGCAGCCAUUGAGUGUGUCUGGAUGCACAGUGAAGGAUUGAUGCCCGCUCCUCGUACAGGUGCAAUGAGUGACAUCGAGCAAUGGCUUUCUACAGAGACGCCUGAGACUGGGGAGGCAGAGGGAGUUACCAGUGACGACUUUGACAAGUUCUUGCAAGAGAGGGCAAAGGUGGCAGACCAUCUUCCGCGCGCCCCGAAAACCACCAACGGCUCGUCGCGCGCACCGCCCAAGACGACCGGUAAAGAAGAGCGAUCACAUGACCACCUCUUCACUCUGUGAGCAGUAUGCGGGCGCCGGGUACGAAAGGCUGACAGGAGACGCGUGUCACUCAUCACUC